Messenger RNA from Dipodomys spectabilis (banner-tailed kangaroo rat), 759 nucleotides. It is a transcript of the gene Rpl14, whose product is annotated as ribosomal protein L14. NCBI's taxonomy places the organism in Eukaryota, Metazoa, Chordata, Mammalia, Rodentia, Heteromyidae. Gene Ontology annotation, molecular function: structural constituent of ribosome; RNA binding. The record is from RefSeq and is a predicted model, not a curated record. The coding region runs from base 50 to 718 and encodes 222 amino acids. Gene Ontology annotation, biological process: ribosomal large subunit biogenesis; translation. Gene Ontology annotation, cellular component: ribosome; cytosolic large ribosomal subunit. The transcript has 6 exons.
UGCGCCGUGCCGGCCGGGGCCUCCUUCCUUCUCGCCCUGCACCGCCGACAUGGUGUUCCGGCGUUACGUGGAGAUCGGCCGGGUGGCCUACAUCGCCUUCGGGCCGCACGCGGGCAAGCUGGUGGCCAUCGUGGACGUCAUUGACCAGAACCGGGCGCUGGUGGACGGCCCGUGCACGCGCGUGAGGAGGCAGGCCAUGCCGUUCAAGUGCAUGCAGCUCACCGACUUCAUCCUCAAGUUCCCGCACAGCGCCCGGCAGAAGUACGUGCGCAAAGCGUGGGAGAAGGCGGACAUCAAUACGAAGUGGGCGGCCACCCGGUGGGCCAAGAAGAUUGACGCCAGGGAAAGGAAAGCCAAGAUGACGGACUUCGAUCGCUACAAAGUCAUGAAGGCCAAGAAGAUGAGGAAUCGACUCAUCAAGAACGAAGUGAAGAAACUGCAGCGAGCCGCUCUCUUGAAAGCUUCUCCCAAGAAAGCCCCAGUGGCCAAGGCCGCCAUCGCUGCCGCCGCCGCCGCAGCUGCCGCCGCCAAGGCCAAAGGCAAAGGCUCAGCCCCGGCCAAGAAGGGCGACGCCACCGCCAAGAAGCCCCCCGCCCAGAAGGCCGCCGCCCCAAAAGCCGCGGGAGCCAAGGCUGCGCAGCCCCCCAAGGCACAGAAAGGCCCAAAGCCCCCGGCCACCAAGCCGGCCGCCCCCAAAACGGCCGGCAAGAAAGCCUAGCGCGGAUCUCGCGAGGAAUAAAUGUUUGCUUUAUGUUGGCA